Molecule: messenger RNA, 1776 nt
Organism: Thyridium curvatum
Lineage: Eukaryota; Fungi; Ascomycota; Sordariomycetes; Thyridiales; Thyridiaceae
Exons: 6
Coding region: 1-1776 (591 amino acids)
Biological process (GO): anterograde axonal transport
Cellular component (GO): mitochondrion
Source: RefSeq, a predicted model, not a curated record
AUGUCUGAUUCGAACGCGCAACCACCCGCGGCCGCCCCCGAGGCUGCUGCGCCUGCCGUCGAAGCUCCCAAGAAGGACGAAGCUCCCGCUGAUGUCAACGUGGCUAGCGCCGAUGCUGGAGCUGACGCGAAGCCCGCUGAGGAGGCAAACAAACCCGCCGAGGAAGCCAAACCCGCCCCAGACACCGCUGCCCCAGAACCCGCGACGACUAGUGCCGACAAGGCCGACGUUGAGAUGAAGGAGGCUGCCCCCGAAGCUGCUACCGAAGCUGCCCCAGCCACAGCUGCUGCCCCUAGUGCCGACGCCGCGCCAGCGGAUGCCGCAGAGAAGAAGGCAGAGGAAGCUCCAGCCGCGGGCGCUGAUGCCGCCAAGGAGGGAGACGCGACCGCUGCUGACAAGGCCAACAAGUCGAGGCGGAAGUCUGCUGGAGCCGGCGAGUCCAAGGGCAAAAAGCUGAACAAGAAGGGCUCUCGUGCCCGGAUACUACAUCUCGAUGCGAAGCCUGGCGAUCACUAUUUCGUCAAGCUCAAGGGCUACCCCCAGUGGCCCGCUAUCGUUUGUGACGAGGCUAUGCUGCCGCAGACCCUGAUCAAGAGCCGCCCUGUCAGCGCUGCUCGUCAGGAUGGCACGUACCGUGAGGAUUACGCCGACGGUGGCAAGCGCGCGGCUGAUCGUACCUUCCCGGUUAUGUACCUCCACACCAACGAAUUUGGCUGGGUGCCAAACGGCGACCUCCACGACCUCGACCCCGAGAAGGUCAUGGACAAUGUUAACGACAAGAUGCGCAAGGAUCUGGCGCGCGCUCACGAGCUUGCCUCGGAGCACCACUCUCUCGACCACUACAAGGACCUCCUGCAGCAGUUCCAGGACGAGCUCGAUGCCCUGCAAAAGGCUCAGGAGCUCCCACCUGCACCUGCCAAGAAGUCACGAAAGAGCAAGGGUCCCGCUGACGAUGAGGAUGUCGAGAUGGCCGAUGCCGACGACAACGGUGCUGCCAAGGACAAGAAGGCCAAGAAGCGCAAGGCUGAAGGCGACGCUGAGACACCGCAGCGAUCUGACUCAGUCAAGAAGCCCAAGAUCAAGCUGACCUCUUCAUCGACUCCCAAGGGAGCCAACGGCACGUCGACACCCAAGAGCGGCAAGGCUACAGAUUCGAAGACGUCGAAGCCCAAGGCCAAGAAGGCAGAGGACAAGAAGGAGACUCCCAAGGAGCCCGAGCUAUCUGCCGAGGAGAAGCACCAGCGCAAGGAGAAAGAGGUCUUGUUCCUGCGCCACAAGCUCCAGAAGGGUCUGCUCACCCGGGAUCAGGAGCCCAAGGAGGAGGAGAUGAAGACCAUGUCCGAUUACGUGACCAAGCUCGAGGGCUAUCCUGACCUGGAGGUCAGCAUCAUUAGGGCGACAAAGAUCAACAAGGUCCUGAAGGCCAUUCUCAAGCUUGACUCCAUCCCCAAGGAGGACGAAUUCCAGUUCAAGCCCCGCUCUCAGGUGCUGCUCGAUAAGUGGAAUAAGCUGCUCGCAGCAGUCGACGGAGCCCCUGCGGCUGCUGCCCCUGCGAACGGCGUGAAUGGAUCGUCAGCGGCUGCCAAGGAGUCUACUCCCAAGGCCGACAAGGCCAAGGAGACAAAUGGCGUGAAGGACGAGCAGCCUCCUAAGCCCGAGGAGAAGAAGGACGUUGCCAAGGCAGACACGCCUGCUACAGCGACUGAGACGAAGGCGGAGGAGAGUGCUGCGGCAGAGCCUGCAAAGGAGUCUGCCACUGCCGAGGCGGCUGCUUAA